AGGCCGCCAGCCGUUCAAUAUAUUCAGUGAAAAGAAAAGCAAUUAAUAUGAACGGCGGCUCUUCUCGUUAUCAGUUUCAAAGCAAGGCUCAGGCGUCAAAGCUGCCGCUAGUGGCGGCUGCGGCGAGAGCUCUCACAAUAGUCUCAGUGGUGAUUGCACUGGCAAUCACAAAGAGUAACCAGGUAAAGCUGCCCGGAGACGAUCGCUAUAACUACUAUCUACUCAGUUACAAGUAUGUGAUCAGCUACAGGUAUGCACUUGCUGUUAUACUGUUGGCUGCAGUGCACAAUGCACUGCAAAUGCCAUUUGCAGUCUAUUAUGCCAUACGAAGGAAGCGUCUCCUAAACCACAGUGUUUUUCUCAAGUUCGAGUUCUACGGCGACAAGAUUAUUUCAUACGCAUUGGGAACCGCCGCCGGAGCAUACUUUGGGGUGACGGUGGAUGGGAAGAGGAGCAUAAAGUAUGCGCAAAAAUGGGAGAGCAAAUACAACGAUUUCUACAACCUAGCAUUCGUGGCAGCCGGCUUCCUCCUCCUCGGAUUUCUGUCUUGUGUGGCAUCUUCUUUCAUAUCCUCUCUCGCCGCCUCCCAGGGAGAAGACGAAUAGUUUGCACUGAAUUAUAUACAUGAAGAUUUACAGAUUCCAAUAUUUAGCUAAAGCAGAGAUGUAUUGCUAGCUAGCUGUUUAUCUUGUUAAUUGAUAUUAAGUAUACCUAUCAGACUAACCAAAAGUCUGAGAAAAAUUAUCUCGUGUGCCCAAGAUUUGUAAGGUUGUCUAAUUAAUAUUUCUGUAAUUUGAGAUUAAUUAACUAUAAUUGCUUCUUAAGAUGGUUGAGAACUA
Diospyros lotus (date-plum) is the source of this 839-nucleotide messenger RNA. Its product is annotated as CASP-like protein 4D1. The coding region runs from base 48 to 605 and encodes 185 amino acids. The record is from RefSeq and is a predicted model, not a curated record. The transcript is spliced from 3 exons. NCBI's taxonomy places the organism in Eukaryota, Viridiplantae, Streptophyta, Magnoliopsida, Ericales, Ebenaceae.